UUAGUCACGGCAAUGAUCAUAGCGUGACUGUAGCUUCCGUGGUCAAGAAAAAACGCGUUGGAAUCUAGCUAUAAACUAGCCAUGAGACAUUUCAAGUUAUUCUCUUUAAAGACAGAGGUCUUCGAAGGUAACACUACUUUCUGCCAUGGGUGCUCAAGUUUUGUUCUGUUUCACCGCUUUCCUCGUGAUUUUUGUGUCGCUGGAAAGCGCUUUUGUCCGUCCGUCAAAUGUGAAAAACGCCACUGAUUUCACUUUGGGUAAAGUGAUCGUUAAAGGCAAUUACAAUGCUGUGAACCUGUACCCCGUAAAAGACGUGAAAACGGCUUUGAGUCAGCUACAUAAAAAGCUAGAAUCGUUGGAGGGAAGGAUGGAUGCCCUGGAGAAAUUUAAACCAGCAUGCAAGUUCGACUUUGAACGUGGAAUUGAUGACUGGCAGAAGACUGGAACUGCGUUUAACAACCAGCCGACCUAUGGUGACAACCCUACAGCUCGGAACAGAGGACAACCUGCGAGUCAACAAGGGGACUGGUGGAUUGGAGGAGCCGAGAACCGAUCCUCCAAAGCAGCUACCGCUGGUAACGUUCAAGGAGACGGACCCCAAGGAACUCUUACUUCCCCAUACUUCACCAUCACGGGAAAACAAAUCUCAUUUCUGAUUGGUGGAGGCUGUGAUAUAAAAUUGGUUCGCGCCGAAUUGGUUAUCGGCAACAAGGUAAGCAUUGUAGUCUGUGUACAGCCGCCCCCUCCCCUUAAAAUAUCGGAGAGAGAGACGCCUGUGUAGCGGCUUCGUUAAUUG
Messenger RNA from Orbicella faveolata, 796 nucleotides. RefSeq lists its product as uncharacterized. NCBI's taxonomy places the organism in Eukaryota, Metazoa, Cnidaria, Anthozoa, Scleractinia, Merulinidae. The record is from RefSeq and is a predicted model, not a curated record.